Molecule: messenger RNA, 1667 nt
Organism: Lepus europaeus (European hare)
Lineage: Eukaryota; Metazoa; Chordata; Mammalia; Lagomorpha; Leporidae
Gene: COQ3
Product: coenzyme Q3, methyltransferase
Exons: 8
Coding region: 253-1137 (294 amino acids)
Biological process (GO): ubiquinone biosynthetic process
Molecular function (GO): 2-methoxy-6-polyprenyl-1,4-benzoquinol methyltransferase activity
Source: RefSeq, a predicted model, not a curated record
UCGCUUAACUUGGGCGGAGUGGACAGUGAGAGAGAAACAGAGAGAACGGUCUUCCUUUUUGCUGUUGGUUCACCCUCCAAUGGCUGCCGCGGCCAGCGCAUUGCACUGAUCUGAAGCCAGGAGCCAGGUGCUUCUUCUGGUCUCCCAUUGAAUCAGCCCGAUUGGACCCUGCAAAUUAAACCAUGGAUAUUCAAUAAAUACAGAACCAUAUGGUCCAGAUCCUAUGGGGUGACCUUUUCUUGUUUAAAUAGAAUGAAAAGGCCCCCUUGGAUGAGACUGUACAGUACUUCACAAACUACUAUUGAUAGCAGUGAGGUAAAAACCUUCCAGGCCCUGGCUCACAAGUGGUGGGAUGAGCAAGGAGUGUAUGCACCUCUUCACUCUAUGAACGACCUGAGAGUACCAUUUAUUAGAGAUAAUCUUUUGAAAGCAGUUGAUGAUCACCAGCCUGGAAAACCUUUGUCUGGGAUGAAGAUUCUUGAUGUUGGCUGUGGUGGUGGAUUAUUAGCUGAACCUCUAGGACGACUUGGGGCUUCAGUUAUUGGAAUUGAUCCUGUGGAUGAGAACAUUAAAACAGCCCAGCACCAUAAAUCAUUUGAUCCAGUCCUGGAUAAGAGGCUAGAGUACAGAGCGUGUUCCCUGGAGGAGAUUGUGGAAGAGACUAUAGGAACAUUUGAUGCAGUUAUAGCCUCUGAAGUUGUGGAGCAUGUGAUUGAUUUAGAAACGUUUAUACAGUGCUGCUGUCAAGUAUUAAAGCCUGGUGGUUCUUUAUUCAUUACUACAAUCAACAAAACACAACUGUCCUAUGCCUUAGGAAUUGUUUUCUCAGAGCAAAUUGCAGGUAUUGUACCAAAAGGUACUCAUACAUGGGAGAAGUUUGUAUCACCUGAAAAGCUAGAGAGCAUUCUGGAAUCAAAUGGUCUAUCACUUCAAACUGUGGCAGGAAUGCUCUAUAAUCCCUUCUCAGGUUACUGGCAUUGGAGUGAAAACACCAGUCUUAAUUAUGCAGCUCAUGCUGUGAAAUCCAUGGUACAGGAACACCCAGGGUCUGCUGAGUUUGUUUUAAAGGAGGAUACUGAAGAGCUCCAAGCUAACACUUCCCCAAGCCCUGGUGUGCCUGAAGAGCUGAAGAAAUGAAUAGUCUCCGAGGACUGGAGUGAUGGGACUUGAACGUCUGAAGUUUACAAAUACAAAAAGUCUAUAGCUUAUCCUUGGAGAGAGAAUCAUGAAGAAGGUGAAUAAAGAGGGCUACAUUAUUGGACAGAGGUUUUUGUUAUUUCAUCUAAAGGCUACUUUCAAGAGAUUAUUCUAUGGAUAAAAAGGUUUUGUCAAGGUAUUACGUGAUCUAAGAGUUUAAGUUCCUAAGCCCUUAAUAUGUAAAUAGGGUAUGCAUAUUUCUUCUUAUAUUAUAGAUUAUAUAUCUUUUUCCUGCAUGUAUGCAUAUACUAUACUGUAAUUUGAUUUAAUUUAAAUGAAUCUAUAUCAUCUAAUGUUCCUCUUCAUUUGGUUUUAAUUAAAAGCAGUUAUACUUCUGAGUGAUUAAAACCAUGUAUAGUUUUGUAUUAUAUUUGGGAAGAUAAUAUAUAUUUUUUUUCUUUAAAUUUUACUUAGUUGUAAAGCAAAUGAGUUAUUAAAUAUGUGCUGCAUUUGGCUUCAAACAUUAAAGU